Engraulis encrasicolus (European anchovy) is the source of this 535-nucleotide messenger RNA. It is a transcript of the gene rps27.1, whose product is annotated as ribosomal protein S27, isoform 1. Bases 28 to 372 code for a protein of 114 amino acids. Gene Ontology annotation, biological process: translation; ribosomal small subunit assembly. The transcript has 4 exons. The record is from RefSeq and is a predicted model, not a curated record. NCBI's taxonomy places the organism in Eukaryota, Metazoa, Chordata, Actinopteri, Clupeiformes, Engraulidae. Gene Ontology annotation, cellular component: cytosolic small ribosomal subunit; ribosome. Gene Ontology annotation, molecular function: RNA binding; structural constituent of ribosome.
ACUUUUAUUUUGAUACAUGGGGGUAGCAUGAACGCAGGCCUUUUCCUUUUCUCCGUUCAUAAUCUUUUGCCGUUUCCGCUAAACUUCCUUUCCGGCAGCGGCUAUUUCUUCGCCAACAUGCCACUCGCAAAAGACUUGUUGCACCCUACCCCCGAGGAGGAGAGGAGGAGGCACAAGAAGAAGAGACUCGUCCAGAGUCCCAACUCUUAUUUUAUGGACGUGAAAUGUCCAGGUUGUUACAAGAUCACGACGGUCUUCAGCCAUGCCCAGACAGUGGUGCUGUGCGUAGGUUGCUCGACAGUGUUGUGCCAGCCCACUGGUGGCAAAGCCCGGCUCACAGAAGGUUGCUCUUUCAGGAGGAAGCAGCACUAGCCAUGUGGUGACCCACAGGAGACUGAGAGAUGGAGGGUGGACCGCUGCAGCGCUGGGUAUCGGGACUGAACCAGCUGCACCAGGCCCGGCCCACCUCCUGCAUCAGCAUCAUCACCACGCGCUGUCCGCUCUCUUGUCUCAAUAAAGAAACAUUUGGCUAAUA